AUUAAGACUUUCCAACGGGGCACAUGUACAGCAAGAGCAAGAUCAAGUAAACAAACACCCGAGCCGUUCAUCCCCGGCGCCCCGCGUGUCCCUCAGCACCUCACCUCACGCCCUCAGGUCAUUCAAGUGUUUUGGGAUCAUGGCAAGGCUACUGGUGCGUGCUGAAGCAGAGAUACGGGUCCUCAGAGAUGUGCUGGAUAGAAUGAUACUUUCUCUCUUUCCUAAAGGCCCUCACCCCAUGAUGGCCAUUGCUGGUUCCCCGGACACAACCCACACUGAAGGUGAAUGUCUGCCCAGGAACCCUCUCCAAGAUCUGGUUGGGGAUGGGUUUCUGUGGGGCGUCCCCAAGAGCAGGAGGAGUCGAGAGAGAAGGCUCACCAGAAAAUUUGGCUCUGAAAAUUUCCACAAAAAAAUACUGCCACUGCGCAAGCUGCUGACCUGUGACGAGUGUGGCCACGUCCACGAGCCAGGCCGUCUAUGUCCUAACUGUUAUGAGAAAAAUAAGCAGAUCACAACAGCAAUGCAGGAAGCUAUGAACUCCAUGCAGGGCAUGAAUCCAAUAGAACACGAGGCCAUGCCAGUGUUUGCAGGAGAGAAGGUCAACAGUAAGGAUGGCUUCUUUGAGGGGAAGCGAAUCUUUGAGGUCCCCCACGAACGUCCAAGGUGGUUCUCCCGCAGGCUGACCACGAAGUCUAAUGUGACCACCUCCUCAGACACCACCGUGGCCAAGCCAACCAACCUGGCCUGAGGAGUGUGCCGUGUGUGUCACUGAACUCAGCUGAUCCAUCACAAGAAAGUAGCAGAGAGGACUGAUGAACUGUUCAUGCAAUUUAUUUCAAUUAGGUUUUAUAUGCCUACAAGAAGAUUGUGUAUGGCAGUAUGUAUAUAUGUCAGGUAAAUGUACAGCAUUGUUAUAUAUUAAGCCAUUCAGUGUUUUUUAUUUAUGGUUCAAGAUUGUUUAUUAAAAUCUAGAAAAUUA
Messenger RNA from Eriocheir sinensis (Chinese mitten crab), 979 nucleotides. It is a transcript of the gene mRpL32, whose product is annotated as 39S ribosomal protein L32, mitochondrial-like. Gene Ontology annotation, biological process: translation. The coding region runs from base 140 to 748 and encodes 202 amino acids. Gene Ontology annotation, molecular function: structural constituent of ribosome. Gene Ontology annotation, cellular component: mitochondrial large ribosomal subunit. The transcript has 5 exons. The record is from RefSeq and is a predicted model, not a curated record. NCBI's taxonomy places the organism in Eukaryota, Metazoa, Arthropoda, Malacostraca, Decapoda, Varunidae.